UAACCGACCUUGGGGCACUUCGGACGCCGGCGUCAUGGAUCCGGUCAUAAUGCAGGAGCUGGCCCGCGCCGAGAGCCAGCAGGAUGCUGCGUCCCUGAAGAGGGCUUAUCAGUUGAUCAAGUCCGCCAACCUGGGGAAAUCAGAGUUUGACCCCACAGAAAGCUUCAGCCCCGACCUGUUUGUUUUGUGUGCAGAACAGGCCCUGAAGAUGGGGCAGCCCGAGGUGAGCGAGGACUGUAUCCGGAUGUACUUCAAGGUGAAGGGGCCGGUCACCCAGUUUCUGGGCCGAGCGCACCUGUGCAGGGCCCAGCUGUGUGCCCCCAAGUCCACCGAAAACAUGGAGGAAUUUGAAAAUUGCGUGACUCAGUAUAUGAAGGCAAUCAACUUUGCAAAAGGAGAACCAAGGUAUUACUUCCUGGUGUAUAACGCGUCGGUCCUCUACUGGCGAAUGGCGAGGCCAUUUCUCAAGCCUGGGUAUCAUCACCACCUGAUCCCCAGCCUCUCGCAAAUCGUGAGCGUGUUGAAUGAGACUGAGGAGGAGGACAAGGGCUGGCGGGCAGAGCUGAUGCUGGAGCUUCUGGAGUGUUAUCUACAAGCUGGAAAACACGAGGAGGCCGCGAAAUUUUGUGCCACCGCAGCACCGUUCAUCAAGGCUAACGCGCCACAGAAAUACCGACAAAUAUUUGCUCUCAUGGUCCGACAUGAAUUAAUGGAUGAGCUUCAGUUAAAGGAAGAAAAGAGGAGUUCUACUAGCCUGUCUGUCACUUUCCAGAUUAAUAUGCUAAAAGCAAAACUGGAUAAAAAUGAUUUAUCUGAAGAUAUCAACAGAAUUCUGAAGGAUACCUAUAAAUGUUUAAGUUAUUACAAUCACCAGCACUUUCCUUCGAUCAGAGAGGAAAAAAUUCUUUUGCUUUUUGAAUUAGCUCAUCUUUCUCUGAUCUUGAAGUGUGGGGAGAUCGCCUCUGACUGCCUCUCAGACUUGAAGAAGAUGGACAGCAAAGAUCCUGGGAAGCUAAUUGAAAUCGAAUGCCUGGAGUAUGAAUUGGAAGCUGUAAGACUUGCAAAUAAAAUUAAAAUCUACACCCGAGAGGCUGUAGAGACCCAGCUGAAUAUAGUACGGAGACUGGACACGGUGCUCCAGCGAGCUGUGCGCCUGGGCGACCCGCGGGUCAUCCACGUGGUGUGCGCCACGCAGUGGGACACAUGCCUCCCGCUGCUGCAGCACGACCUGCGGCACCAUCUGCGGAAGUCGCUGACCGCCAUCGCGGAGGUCCUGGAGAAGGUGGACAGCCUCAUGGUCCUGUUCCGUUGCCAAGUGCACAUGGAGAUGGCGUACAUUGAGGAGGAUGAGGGCCGGCUGGAGGCCGCCAUGGCGCACCUGAAGAAGGCCAUGCUCCUGGACACCCUGGGCCUCCACCAGGACAAGCUCAAGAUGGCCUUCAACCGCCUGCAGCUCUGCGCCACUCUGUACCAGGUCCCCGAGCGCGCCGAGGACAAGGCCACCUUGGCCAUUGAGCAGGCGAAGAAGGCGAUGCCCGAGGACGGUGUGCGCAAGAAGCGGGCGCUGCUGGUGAACGCGGGCCUGGCCCUGGCCCCUGACACCUUCCAGAUCGUGCUCGACAGCGAGAACGAGGCCAGAGUUUCCACCGGGAAAAAGCGGGGCCGCUUCACCCACCUGUAUGCGAAGGCGCGGCACCACUCCCUCAGCGUGGACGAGGCCGCGGGGCACGUGCGGCGCCUGCGGGGCCGGAACGACAAGGAGAGGGUACAGAUCUGGGCCGAGAUGGCCACGGUGGCCCGGAAGCAGGGCGUGUGGGACGUGUGCCGGACGGCCAGCCGCUUCUGCCUCGUGUAUGACGUCGGCAAGGUGCAGCGGCAAGCGAGGCUCAAGCGAGGGAAGAAGAAAAAGGGCGAGGAUGGCGCGGGGCAGGACUCCUCGGGCCAGUCGGACGCCACCCUGCAGAGGCAGGCGUCCCCCAGCCUGCUGCGCAAGUUCGCGGAGGUGGGGUUCAUCAACGCCGAGGCCACCGUCCACCUGCUGCGAUCGGAGGGUGUGCAGCUAAAUGACCGUCCCACACCCCCCAACGACCUGAGUCAGCACCCGGUGGGCUACACGCCCGAGUCCCCAGAGGACAACGCCGAGUGGAUCACGUACCGGACCUGGAUAGAGGGCCUGUCGCAGCACGCCAUGAACAGCUGGCUGCGCUCGGCUGACAUCGGGCAGAAGCUGCAGGAGGCGUGGAUCGUGCAGAACGCCGUGGUCUACGUCCUGAAUCAUAACCAGCACCUCCUCACAGCUGGGCGGCAGAGGGAGCUCGUGGAUGCCUUGUACCACCUCCUGGGCACCGUCAAGGCCGUGGGCCACAGCGGAGACUUGGUACUGCUGGCAAUGCUCUGCAGCACCCUGGCGCGAGGCCUGAUCGUCGCCUGGAUCCCAGCCCCGCCGCUGGAGAAGUCUAGAAGACAAGCACGCGCACACCCACUUCACACGCCGCUGGACCCCGAGGCUGCCUCUGAAGUCAGGACCGCAGUGGAGGUCUGCGAGUUCGCCCUGAGCCUGACCAGCGGGACGGUGCCUGAGGAGGCGGUGCCCGUCAGCGCCCGGCAGCAGCUCGUUGCCACGUGGGUGAAGGCCAAGCAGCUGCUGCAGCAGCAGAUCGGGCCGCGCCUGGGCACGGACGAGCAGAGCACCAACGAGGACGUCAACUCGGUGACCAGAGUCCUCGUUGCUCUGGAGAUGUACUCCUGCAACGGGCUGGGCCUCAUGGACUUCACUGUGCCCCCCUUGGCUCAGCUGGUGAAGAUGGCCUCGGAGUGCAGCUGGUCGGAUCCCCUUGUGGAGGUGCAGACCCUGACGCGGCUGGCCCACUUCACCUACGUGGCCCGGGACCACGAGGCCACCGUGGCCUGCUCGCAGAAGGCCAUCCAGAUAGGCAUGAAGCACCUGCAGGCCUGCAGUCCGGUGGAGGCUGAGCUGGUGGCGGAGGUGCUGAGCGCCGCAGCCUGCAUCCAGGGCAGGAGCAUCGUGGACGACCUCAAGGGCCGGAAGCAGCUGCGCCUGACGGCCGCCGAGGCCUUCACAGAGAGUGCGAGGUUUGGGGGCCUCGCGGGGAGCAGCGCCCUGGUCAUGCUGGCCGCCCGACACUUCUGGAACACCUGGCUCCCGCUGCUGCCCUCUGCCGUCAGCAGGAAGAAGUGCAAGAGUGCCACUCGGAGGGUCAUCAACAUCAUCAACGAGACGGAGGCCAGAAAGCAGGAAAAAGGAGAGACGCUGCUUCUGCACCAGUGGCCCACAGCCGACUUCCAAAGUGGAGGGACAACGGAAGGGUGUUUUCUCUCAGGGGCCGAGGAUGACCUGACGCUGAGGGCCGCGCUCUACGGCCUGCUCUUCCACAGCCACGCCGACCAGGACGACUGGGAGGGCUGCCUCAAGGUGCUGGAUGAGGCCCUGCAGGUGCUGCCGCGGACGGCACACCGCCUCUUGAUUUUCAAACAUAUGGUCAUCGUGAAGGCCAAACUCGGCCAGAACUUUAUGAUGGAAAUUCAGAAAUUCAAAGACCAGAGUGAGGAGUAUCUGGCACACAUGUGGCAGCGCCUGGCCCUCAACUCCAACAGUGUCCCCGGGGAGCUGACCUGCUACCACCACGCCAUCCAGGCCCUGCAGAAGCCAGAGAGUGAGUGGCAGAAGGUCGACUACAUCAUGGAAUUCAGCGAGUGGCUGUACCACAAACAGUUUCCUCUUGAAGACGUGAUCUUCCACCUGAAGUGGGCGAUCGACAUCCUGCUGAGGAUGCAGCCCGACAGGGGCUCCCCUGAGCCGGCAGAAGAGCAGAUGUCCACUCCGGCGGCCCCGGAGGGCCCGGGGGCCGAGGACUCGGGGCCCCCCUCCCUGGAGAAGCUUCGGAAUGUACGGCAGCUUGAGACGCUGGCCCGCGCCUACACGCUGCUGGCCCUGGUGGUGACCCCGAGCGCCGCCUGCCACCAGGACUACUGCCUCAUGGCCUACACCUUUCUCCGCCGCAUCUGGCAGGUUUCUUUAUUAACAGCAGGAAAGUCAAUUUCAGAAAGUAGAAUUCCAGCAGCAGCGAGUUCACAUUCGUUGUUGCUUCAAAAGGAGAAGGAGAAGAGCAAAGACAGAGAAAAAGACAAGGACAGAGAGAAGGACAAGGGCAGAGAGAAGGACAAGGGCAGGGACACGAAGCAGUUUCAAAGCCCCACUCCUGGCAAACGCCUUGAAGACGUACCAGCAAGCAUAGAAGAGUGGGCUUCCUACGCUUGCCCCGAAGAAGCCAUAGCAGUAUUUAAACAGGAUCAGAGCAACUUUGCCGUCAACCCGUCAACUCUCCAGAAGCCGACGUACAGUUUAUACUAUCUGGACCACUUGGUCGAGGCCCUGCAGAAGGUGUUCCUUCACGAGCUCACCAUCCCGGUCCUGCAGCUGGGGGCACUCAUUGCAGCCUCCGUGGUCGAGAGCAAGAGCCUCAAGGACCUCUACCACCUCCGACUUGCCCUGGUUUGUUCUGAUCUGAAGUUGAGGGAAGCAGCCGCUUUCCACGAGGAGGUGGUUGGGCACGCCUACAUCUGCGCAGUGGAGCAGGCGAGCUGCAGAAAAGAAUUUGCCUUGAAAAAGGAGAAAAAUAAGGAACCUCUAUUAGAAGAAAGUCUGCCAACACUGAGCGAGCCCCCCACUCCAGCCCAGCAAGCAGAGAUGAAGCCCCUCGUAGCAAAGGAUAAGACUUUGAAGAUAGACGGAGAGACCGGCAGGGGCCUGGAUGGAAUGUCCUUCCCGCAGUUGUGGACCCUCAAGGCUGAAGUCCUGCUGGAGAUGGACCUGUACCAGCCUGCGCGGCUGCUCCUGUCAGAGGCGUACCUGGCCUUCCAGGAGCUCGACGAUCCUUGUGCAGAAUCGAAAUGCCUGCACCUGUUGGCACGGUUGGCAAAUAAGGAAAAGAAGUACGGGCAAGCUAGGAAGAUGAUCGAGAGGGCCCAGCGCCUGGGGGGGAGUGAGCAGUUCUGGUACGAUUCCACCCUGACCCUGGCGGACACGCUCCUGUCCACUGAGAACGAGAGGAGAGAGGCAGUGGUCUGCCAGCUGUUCCAGAAGCUCAUAGAUACCUUCAACGUUCUUAAGAAGGAGAGACCGAACCGAAUGCCCAUAUUGGAAUUCAUGACCACAGACCUAGAAGCCAGGUGUGUGAGCCUCCAGAUCAAAGCCAUCCUGGAGCCAGUGGGCUGUGAGCCCCUCCAGAACUCGUUUCUGCUGAUGGAAAUGGAUGAUCGCUUGUCAGAAAUUGAGGAAAAGUUUACCAACAUUGGCCACAAGGAGAAGUGUGUGGACAUCAAGCUGGAGCGCGCCAAAAUGAAGAGGUUAUCUGCCCAAAAUGAGAAAGAUGAAGAACGGAAAACUGCAUGUUACUUGGAAGCAUACGACCUGGUCCAGAGAGCUGCUGCCGAAGAGGAAGAGCAAUUUCACCGUAUUCAGGGCUUACUGUCCCUUCAGGGUUUGCAGAAUGUCGGCACCCCUAGGAUGAGGAGGCUGGCGCAUCUCAAGCUCAGCCUCGUGGAGGUGUGUCUGGACACGCUCCAGCUCACCUGGGAGGAGACGCUGGAGCGGCAGCUGGAGCGGGGCUCUGUGCACAAGCUGCUGGCCGACUACCUGCACAGCCCCAGCGACUACACUUCUGUCGGCCUGAAGUGGUUCACCCUGAAGCGGACCCUGGCGCACACUGUGCUGGCCCAGCUGGGGAGCUUGCAGCCACUGUGCGCCGGCUGCGUGGAGCUCCGCGCCCAGCUCCUGGGCCUGGCCGGGAAGGCCCUGCACCUGUUGGCCGUGCACGCAGACCCCCUGCGCCCCGCCUUCUACUGGGAGGAGAGCCUCUUGGGGGGCACUGAGCUGAGCAGCCUCAAGUGUCUGGAGGUCAUCCAGGAGGAUGAGGAGCGCGAGGGGCCCUACGGCGACCUGCUGGCCUUCAGGGCCACCCCCGAGGAGCACGGCGGGAAAGGCUGGGAUCUGAAGAGGAGGAUGGCGCUGGCCCGGCGGUACCUGGCCCAGGCGUCCGAGGUGCUGCUGCAGUGCCUGCAGGUAGCCCUGGGCAGCAACCUCCUGGACAUCGCCGCAGCCGCCAGCCUGGAGAUGGUGGGGUGUGUCGGCACCCUGGACCCCGCGACCACCUGCCAGUUCCUGGCGCUGUCUCAGAGCUGCUCGGCCUCGGAGGGGAUGCGAGAUGUCCUGCUCACGGCCACGGCCAGCACCAGCAGCUCCCAGCUGGCCGCGCUGCUGCAGCUCCGGCACAGGCUGAGGCGCCAGGAGAGGACGUCCACCAGCCUGUUUGCCAGCGUGGAGCAGAGACUGGCCGCCACAUCCAAGGCUUGGCAGAAUCUCCGGGUCACCGAAGAGCAUUUUAACUUCUUGAGUGAAAUCCCUCCCACUUUUCGGAUCCUCUUUCUGCACCACUCACGGGACAGGACCCAUCUGUACGGCGCUGCCUAUGAGAAACCCAAGCUCAUCCCUGCAGCCAAAGGCAAAGCGCUCCAGGUCGGGGGCUCCUGCAAGGUGGCUCGGGUGGCCGUGAGCCCGGCCGCCUUCUCCUCCCUGUUGGCCAGUGCCCGGCGGUUCCGGGAGCACGCCCAGGCCGAGGCGCACAGUGAGGACACGGCCCCGGGCCCAGGCUUGGAGUCAGAAGGCGUGCCCCUGAGAAGGGAAGAACACUCUCUGCAGAGGUUCGCGGAGGUCAUGAAGCCCAUGGAGGAGUAUCUGAGGCCGCUCUUCCCGCUGCUUAGCUGCCCCCCGGAAGCCAGAGCACCAAUUCCCACAGUUGUUGGGGAUUUGGGAAAAUACAAGGGCAGAGACAAGGAGAGGAAAGUGUCCCUGCCGCAGGUGCAGCCCGAGGUCGCAGACGACGUCAUCCUGAUCGCUGACAGGCAUCUUCUGGAGCUGCCGUUAGAAGGUCUCUCUGUGUUCGAUGAAGGGAUGGUCUCCUCCGUGUCACGGGAGUUUUCCCUCCAGAUGCUGUGGAACCGCCUGCAUAGAAAGGAGACGGAAGGGAGCGUGAAAAAGGAGAGCAGAGGUAAAGAUCACGGAAAGAGAGGCUUAGCAAAGAAGGGAGCAAAGGGCACCGUGUCCCGGAUCAUCCCGCCGCACUGCAUCACGGUCGAUGCGGACAACUUCAGAUUCGCUGUGGACCCCUACGAGGAGGCCCGGGGCCCAGAAAUGCUGACUCCUGUCUCCGUGACCCGGGAAAUUUUGGAAAGAUUCCGAGACACGUUCACUGCGAGAUGGGCGGGGCAUCUGGGGAACAAGCAGUUUCCCAGCCAGGCCGAGUGGGAGCAGCUCCUGGGCAGCUGUGGAGGCUUUUUCUUCUACGGGAUGGAGAGCUUCCUGUCCCACAUAUUGGUAGAAAGGUUGGCCGCCAUGAACUUAGAAGAGUGCCAGAUGGUGGUCCUGCUGGACCUGGCGCGGUCCUACGAGAGCAUGCGGCGCCACGUGGAGUCCUCGGAGAACAAGAGUGCACGCCAACUGUCCUUGGAGGGGCCCAUCGAGACGGCCAUCCUCCUGAGUCUGGUGGGGGUCAGGAGCAUCGUGGCGAACCAGUGGCCGACGGUCCUGCAGGACAACGCGAUGCGGGCCAGCGUCCUAUGGGAAAAUCUGUUGACAAAUGGCAAGCCGAUCGGGAGAACGACCCGCCUCCUUCAGAAGAGAGGAACCAGUGAAACUGUCAACCACGGUGAGUCUCUGCAGACCUGGGAGGCCAGGCUGGCGCUCUUCCGGCCACAGCCGCGGGGCUCGGAGCGGCGCCCCGUCGCCCUCAACCUGGUCCUCUACGGGCUGCCGCACCAGACCAUCGUGUGAGGGGCCGCGCCUCCCCACGGCCCGUC
Messenger RNA from Balaenoptera musculus (blue whale), 7875 nucleotides. RefSeq names its product cilia and flagella associated protein 46 (gene CFAP46). NCBI's taxonomy places the organism in Eukaryota, Metazoa, Chordata, Mammalia, Artiodactyla, Balaenopteridae. Gene Ontology annotation, biological process: cilium movement involved in cell motility; axoneme assembly. The record is from RefSeq and is a predicted model, not a curated record. Bases 35 to 7849 code for a protein of 2604 amino acids. Gene Ontology annotation, molecular function: protein binding. The transcript has 59 exons.